AUGGCGCCGCUGCGCUGCCUACUGCCGCUGCUGCCCGCCCUGGCGCUCGCCCUCGGCCCCGCCGCCGGGGAGGGGCGCCGGCCCCUGGCGCUGGAGGCGCUGGGCGAGGCGGAGGAGCUGGCGGAGGAGCUGUGGGGCGCGGGGCUGCCCGGCGACCUGCCCGAGCUGGAGCCCGAGUGCCGCCGCCUCCUCGCCGCCUUCGCGGAGGGCAGCGCGGCGCUGACGGGCUGCCUGGGCCGCCGCGCCCGCCCGGUGCGGCUCUGCCAGGCCUGCCACCGCCACUACCGCCGCGUCGUUGCACAGUACGGCAACAUCGCCCGCGCUGUCGGGAAUUCUUCUGAGAGCCACAAUUGUGCCAAAAGCAUCUUGACCUCAGACAGGCUGCAGAUAGUUGUGACCCUUUCGGAGUUCUUUAACAAAACCUGGGAGGCAGCCAACUGUGCAAAUUGUUUAAAGAACAGCAGUGAGGGAUUAUCAAAUUCUACUGUAGAAUUCCUGGAUUUAUUCAAUAAAUCUCUGACAUGUUUUGAACAUAACCUUCAGGGACAAACCAUCUAUCUGUCACCAAAUAACUACACAGAAGUGUGUAAAAACUGCAACGAAACCUACAAAAUGUUGAAUGACCUGUAUAACAACUUGCAAAGGAGGAACAGGCAAGGUGGUGAGUCUGGGCACUCUGCGCACUUGUGUAUCGAUGUGGAAGAUGCAAUGAACAUCACUCGGAAGCUUUGGAGCAGGACUUUCAACUGUUCUGUUCCCUGCAGUGAUACGGUCCCAGUGAUUGCAGUUUCAUCCUUUAUUCUCUUCCUACCUAUUGUUUUUUAUCUUAGUAGCUUCCUUCACUCAAAGCAGAAGAAACGGAUACUCAUUUUGCCCAAGCGCAUCCAGUCAAAUGCCAGUCUUGUGAACAUCCAAGAAAAAUACAGCUGAGCUGCAAAACAAAACCUGAGAACUGCUGCUGGUAUACAGUGGGUACAAUUGUGUUGGAAUGAGGCCGGCACAAAAGAGGAGUUAAUUAUGGUUUAGUGUAAUGAUACAGAGCAACACAAGUUAAACAAAAUGCUGUCUGACUUCUAAGCGAGGAUAUUAACAAACAUGACAAGGCAGGGCUGUGUGACACUAUAUGGACUCUGGUUUUGAAAAAUCUGUGGUUUUUUUCAGUCUCGGGCUGAAGCUGGUGUUUUUCUGUUUCUAAGCUUUUGUACUUUUCAUCAAUAGAAUAGCUACACUUUCCUUGCAUGGUAUUUUUCCAUAUUUAUCAUACUUGGUUCACAGAAACUUGAGAUUCUGAAUCUUUUCAGGUGAUUUUCAUAGACAGACAAAACUUGAAAUAAUAUUUGAUGUUCCUCCUUGAAACAUUAUGUUUAAUUCCACAUAAUAUUCAGUCUUGCCAGACUUGGGAUUGACAGGAAACCUUUAAGAAAGAAAAAGUUCUCGUCUUUUCUGUACUGCUCUGAAGUCAUGCUGCUGGUAUCUGUUACAAAAAAAAAAGAGGCAUGGAGUAUGCAGAGAAAGUGGUAAUAUAUAAUGUCCAAAGCCAGCAACAAAAGCAACAGAACUGCCAGUGCUAGACUUGAAUAGUAAUCAGUGACGACUACAGUAUUUGGUUAUCUCUGAAACGGGCGGCAUAUUUAGUCAUUUGCACACUUUAACCACUAAAAUCAUUGCUUUUCAAAUGUUACAUUUUCAGAGGCUUAUUUUAGAUGUCUCCUUGGGUAACUGAAUGCUUCAUUGUUUGUUUAUUGUGUUACUUCCUUUCCUUUUUAAUUAUAAAGGGGUUUUUUUGUUUGUUUUGUUGUUGCUGUUCUUGUAGAGGAGAAGUGAGGUAAAGUCAAGUCACUGGAGAUGCUGAAUUUCCUGGUCUAGAGCUUGCUAUGGCUUAAUACAGAGGUGUUUACAGGAACUUUGUAGGGGAAAAGUUACCUUUUCUAGAUAAUAUAUAUUUUAGCAGUAAAUGAACCAGAGGGUUCUCUAACUUAAAAACUGUCCUGAAGGACAAUGAAGAUACUGUGUUGGGAAUUCAUGACUUUCAAGAAAUAGUUUAAAAAAAUUAGGCCUGUGAAAUAGGUGAACGUAAACAAAUUCAAGCUUGCAGGAUUCCAAAGCUGAUGGAGAAAUUCGUUCAAUCGCUGUGGGGAUGGAUAGCGCUACUGACAGGCUGUGGUGUGGGCACGAUUCAACGGCUGCAGCAAUACCGACGGUUCAGUUUGGUUAUGAUAGCCCUGAUUUGGGAGAGUGGUGGGGUUGAAAUGAUUUACAGCUGUACUUGAGGUUAAUGAAUGCCAGAGUCUUUGCUCCCAUUUUUGAAUGUGUUUUCUAACCUUGAGAUAAAAAUGAAUGGCCAUUACAGCUAAAAAAUUAAAUUUCUCUUGGAAUCUGUGUCUCAUGUCUGUCAAAAAACCCCCAUGAAAUAGUCUUAUGUAUUUGACUUGCUUUGGAGCCUAGAAUGUUAUAUUUUUUCCUUUGCACUAAGGCUCAAAUAAAUAUAUAACAAUGUAACAAAACAGUCCUAAAGCUCUUCAAGUCAUUGGUUUUCUUGUUUUUCUUGGGUUUUUUUUUGUGGUUUUUUUUUUUUUGAGUUAGGACAUACUGUCAGUUUUAAAGUCAAGUUGACAAUAUGUUUAAUAGUAAAGUAAAAUACUGUGUUAGCGAUUGGUCCCACCCACAUGAUUGCCUUGUUGUAUUUUAUCAGUAAGAAGUAUUUAUCUCCCUCUGUUAAACAUGUGAAUUACUGGGUCAACAGUCAGUUUGUUCUAGGUAGUUUACAACGAUAACAUAAAACUGUGUUUCUCUUGCUUAUUACAUAAAGUUACCUUCUUGUGGCUGGGAGAGGCAUGCUGCCUUUAAAAAAAAAAAAGAUUAUUUUUUAUAUCUAUUAUUCUUAAACUUCAGUUUUCUGGGACUUAUUCAGCUGCCUGCUCUAAUAGCAUUACAUUGAUUUGGGACAUCAUAUGAUUGAGAGCUGUUCAAAGCAAUCUUUCAUUCGUGCAGAUAAAGCCAGUUUGUAUGUGCAGCAUUUCAGAAUGACAGCUUUUAUACUGUAAGCAGUGGCUUUUUGAGCACAUUCAUGUUAAGUAGGUCUGAAAGUCAUUACUUUUGGAUAUGGUGGUUAAGCACUUUUAAAAAAAAAAAAUAAAAAUCAGCUUUUCUUAUUUUCCUGGCUGCUAAGCCAAACGGAAAUACUCAUGUGACUUUUGUUGGUUUUUUAUUUUAAAGCAGCAGUAAAGUUUACACUUGAGAUUUUUAAUAUUACAUCUACUGUUUUCUCCUUUUUCUUUUUUUUGUUCCCCCCAAACUUUGUACUACUAACUUUCUUUACACAGUGUUAUAUUUUUGGUAGGAUAUUUCAUAUAUAAAUUGAUUGAAUUCUUUUUAUACUAUAUUUCCUAGAGAAAUGUGGAAGCACACAGACUGUGUUGAAGGAGAACUAGAAUUCUUUUUGCUGCUAGUUUUUCAUCUUGGUUUAUUUUUUGCCUUUUUGGUAUUAUAUGUACUAAAUAGGAUGAACUUUGAAAUACUAGUUGUAUCUUUUUGUGCAAAUAAAGAUUUCUUACUGUGGGGUA
Gymnogyps californianus (California condor) is the source of this 3563-nucleotide messenger RNA. RefSeq names its product osteoclastogenesis associated transmembrane protein 1 (gene OSTM1). Gene Ontology annotation, cellular component: cytosol. NCBI's taxonomy places the organism in Eukaryota, Metazoa, Chordata, Aves, Accipitriformes, Cathartidae. The record is from RefSeq and is a predicted model, not a curated record. Bases 1 to 930 code for a protein of 309 amino acids. The transcript has 6 exons.